Molecule: messenger RNA, 1115 nt
Organism: Gaeumannomyces tritici R3-111a-1
Lineage: Eukaryota; Fungi; Ascomycota; Sordariomycetes; Magnaporthales; Magnaporthaceae
Exons: 2
Coding region: 531-1115 (194 amino acids)
Source: RefSeq, a predicted model, not a curated record
AAUCAACACGCUCUUACUGGUGGAUGGCUUCGUUCCGUAUCACCUUUGGGGAGGAGUUGAAUACAUACGUGGCCAGCCAUCACUUCCGCUUUUUGGUCAGUUCAAUUCUCUUGCAUCACCAUCAUUCUCUGUGCUCGGCGUGAAUCGUACGUUCUAGUCGAGGUGAUCGCAGCCGGGAUUCGGGUAUAAAAGGGGUCUCACCUUCCCCCCAAAUCUCCCUCAACCCUCCAUCUCCAUCAGCAUCUCUUACCUCGACACUCCAAUAUCCCCUGCUCAGCUCUCACUACUCUUACAGGGAGCGCCCCGGGGUCCCUUCUGGGGCUCCGGUGUCAUUCCUGUCACCAUCGAUAGAGUAUCCUCGGAUAGAGGGGGGCCCAAAAAAACAGGAAAAAUCAUCAACCAUGACAAAAAAUCUGCUUUCACGCGCCAUUCCCUUUGUUCUCUCGAAAUUCUCUCGAAACGCCAAAAAGACCAAAAACAACACACUGCAUCAUGUACCCCUAGGGUUGAGCAAGUCUACGUGAGGAGCGAUGCUCUUGCUCGACACCCAGGGGCUCCUCGGAGGGGGAGCCGCCAACAACAACCGCCUCACCGCCCCAAGAAAAAUCGGUCGCUCGGCAGGCGCGGGGAUGUCGCGGCUGGAGGAGGAAUGUUUCGCCUACACUGUUCUCCAAACGAUCUUCCACCAGAGCAUCAACGAGCAUCGCGGACAGCACGAUAGCGGUCAUGGAAGCGGCAUCCCACUUGGAAAAAACAAGGCUGCCGAGAUACAGGACCUUUCGGGCCGACUUCCACCAGAGCACCAACGAGCAUCUCCAGCGACAAUAGAUCGGCACAGCACCAUCACCUCGACUCUCGCCAGGCACAUCCCCCACACCUGCCGGGGCAGCCCGAAGAUCACCGCCAUGUUCCCUCAAGUAUAUUGGAGGCCCUUGAGCUGUGCAAAGCUCUGCCGCGAGAUGUCUCUGGCGCCCACUCUAUCUUCGGUCCGCAGUUCCCAGCAGCGGGAGCCCACAAAGACUCGCCUGAGAUUGGGGCGUGGCAAGGAGGAUGUGAUCAGGGGCGACCUGCCCGUGGGGGAAUCCCGCCCCACGGCGCUGUCAAACUCCGACUGA